AGCCCAAUGGCUAACUGGCACCACACGCGAGCCCGCGAUGGGCGACCUCGUCGUAAAGUAAUCACGCCUGCUGCGGCGCUCAGGGCGCCUGCUGAGACGACGCGCUGCCUUCGACAAACGCCAACGCCCAGCGUCGCCUUCACAGCCUCACCGCGUCCGGCUGGGCUCUUGGCGCCUCGCGCGUCCCUACUCGGCUUCCGCCAAUCCCGCCCGUCGUCUUUCCUCCAUUUCUAUAAUACCUCUGUUCCAGUCGCUCCUGACACCACUCGCCGUCUCUCUCCAUCGCCACGCCAUAUUCAACCACGCUCAACUACAGCCAAGCAAACCCCGUCCAUGCACUGGUAUUCCUGAGGCGUUGCUGACGUCUAGCGCCCUCACGCCCCCUGUUUUCCCCAACAUACUACUGCUACACAUACAUACCUCGUCGUUGCUCUAAUCCGCUACACCUGCUCCAUCGUUGCCGCCAUGCGCACAGUAAGGGGGAUAGGCGUGCCGUCGGUACGGCUCGUCACAUCUUACAUCUUUGACUGGAUCGUCAUCAUCAUCAUUGCUGCCAUCGCCGGCGGGUGGGAGUAUGUCGAGCCCUUCCGUCGGCCCUUCUCGCCUGUCGAUCUCUCCAUCUCCUUUCCACACCAGACGGACGAAAAGAUCCCCACAUGGCUGCUGGUCGUAGUCUCACUGAUCAUACCUGGUCUCAUCAUCAUGCUCGUGUGUCUGGUCUUCGUUCCGGGGCCCACGGCCGAGCGCGGCACCUCAAAGGCGCUCAUCUGGAGGAGGAAACUCUGGGAGUGGAACACGGGAUGGAUGGGCCUGGCCCUUUCCCUCGCUACCGCCUUCCUCAUCACCCAGGGCAUGAAGAACUUGUUUGGAAAACCACGACCAGACCUGCUGUCGCGAUGCAAGCCAGAUCUCAGUCGCAUUGCCGAUUUCGCAAUCAACCCCAUCGUUGGAGACAUCUUCGACCCAGCCUGGGUUCUCGUUACAUCCGCCAUCUGCACAGAGACAGACAACGACCUUCUCAAAGACGGCUUCAAGUCUUUCCCCAGUGGACAUUCAAGCUUCUCAUGGGCAGGCCUCCUCUAUCUCACCCUCUUCCUCGCCUCCAAGUUCUCAGUGGCAAUCCCCUUCCUUCCACCACGCCCCUUCUCCACCAACCCAGCCCACACAUCCGCCGUGGCCCCAUCCAAUCUCAAGAAACAAGUCCUGCUCCCCAUGCACAAGCACGACUCUUCCAUGAUGCCCACGACUCCCUACGGCGACGACAACAUUGUGCCCAUCCGCUACCAAAACGCCGCGCCGCCCGUCUACACGCUUGUGCUCGUCCUGGUCCCCAUCUGCUCAGCCAUUUACAUCACCAGCACGCGCUACACGGAUUUCCGCCACUUUGGCUUCGACAUGCUGUUUGGCUCGCUAAUUGGCAUCACCUGUGCCUGGUUCUCGUUCCGCUGGUACCAUCUCCCCGUCACACGCGGUGCAGGCUGGGCCUGGGGCCCGCGAAGCUACGACCGCGCUUGGGGCAUUGGCGUGGGCAGGGGCUCGUACGUUGGCACAGAGGGAUGGAGCAGUUCAGGGGCCAGUCAGAUGACGACGUCCAGGAGGCAGGUAGACGCACAGACAAAUGGACAUGGCGUCGAUGAGAGUGAAAUGCACGUCCUGAAUAGGAAUGGCGCGCCGCAUGCUGGGAACCCCCCCAGCCCCACACAUUCGCGGAAUGCUCCGGCUCAGGCCUACUAAGGCUGUUGUGUUACGAUUUCUCUAUUUUUUUUGUUAUCGUUGUUGUUACAUCUAUAUAUCCAUGAGUAGCCCCCUUGUGGGCCACGACGAGAGACGACCUUUUACCAGAAACUAUUUUGUAUACUAGUCCAGCCCUCAAAGUAAGAUCAUCACUUGCAAUUAAU
Messenger RNA from Exserohilum turcica Et28A, 1898 nucleotides. RefSeq lists its product as uncharacterized. Gene Ontology annotation, molecular function: phosphatidate phosphatase activity. The transcript is spliced from 2 exons. Gene Ontology annotation, biological process: phospholipid metabolic process. The record is from RefSeq and is a predicted model, not a curated record. Bases 466 to 1734 code for a protein of 422 amino acids. Lineage: Eukaryota; Fungi; Ascomycota; Dothideomycetes; Pleosporales; Pleosporaceae.